CCAAACCCCACUCUCUCUACGCCUUUUAAAUUCAACUCAAACAAACAAACUGUCACUAUCAUUGAAAUCCUUAUUUUUCAUCAACAUGGCUGCAGAAACCAGCAAAACAACUCAAGAGUCACUGUCACUUGCGGCGGAGCAACUGGUGGUUACUGAUGUCGCCGCCGCCGCUGUAGUUGACAAGGAAACACAACAGCCCAAGCCCGAGGAGGAGAAGCCUGUGGAGGCUGAAACUGAGGUUUCUAAGCCCAGCGGCGGUGAUGAAAUUCCUGAAUCAGGUUCGUUCAAGGAAGAGAGCAACAUCGUUGCUGAUUUACCUGAUGCAGAGAACAAAGCGCUGCAAGAGUUCAAACUUCUUGUUCAGACCGCGCUCAACCACCAUGAAUUCUCUGUGCCGCCGCCGCCGCCGCAAGAAGGUUCUGAUGCUUCACCGGAGGAGGUGUCGAUUUGGGGGAUUCCGCUUCUUGCAGAUGAAAGAAGCGACGUGAUUCUGCUGAAGUUUCUGCGUGCCAGGGAUUUCAAGGUGAAGGAGGCGUUUGCUAUGAUCAAGAGCACGAUUUUGUGGAGGAAGGAGUUUGGAAUUGAUGGAUUGCUAGAGGAAGAUUUAGGAGAUGAUUUGGAGAAAGCGGUGUACAUGCAUGGUUCUGAUAAGGAAGGUCAUCCUGUGUGUUACAACAUCUAUGGGGAGAUUUACAAGAAAAUGUUUUCUGAUGAGGAGAAGAGGCACAAGAUUCUGAGGUGGAGAAUUCAGUUCCUGGAGAAGAUUACCAGGAGGCUUGAUUUCACUCCUGCUGGUAUUUCCACCAUUGUUCAGGUCAAUGAUCUUAAGAAUUCUCCUGGACCUGCUAAAUGGGAGCUUAGACAAGCUACCAAACAUGCCCUUCAAUUGCUUCAGGAUAACAACCCUGAAUUUGUAGCUAAACGUGUGUUUAUCAAUGUGCCAUGGUGGUACUUAGCAGUGAUCAGGAUGAUAAGACCUUUUCUCACACGGAGAACCAAAAGCAAGUUUGUUUUUGCUGGUCCUUCCAAAUCAGCUGAGACUCUUCUAAGAUACAUAGCAGCAGAGCAGCUACCAGUCAAGUAUGGUGGACUAAGCAAAGAUGGUGAAUUCGGAGUAAACGAUGCUGUUACUGAAAUUACAGUGAGGCCCGCUGCUAAGCACACCGUGGAAUUUCCGGUUACUGAGAACGGCUUACUCUGUUGGGAGCUCAGAGUUAUAGGGUGGGAUGUGAGCUAUGGUGCAGAGUUUGUGCCAAGUGCAGAAGGAAGCUACACUGUGAUCAUCCAGAAGGCUAGAAAGGUUGCUUCAUCAGAAGAGCCAGUUCUUUGCAACAACUAUAAAAUUGGUGAACCUGGGAAAGUUGUUCUCACCGUUGACAAUCAAAGCUCUAAGAAGAAGAAGCUUUUGUACCGGUUGAAGACCAAGCCAACUUCUGACUGAGAUUCUCACCAUUGGUAGUUCUGUCAUGCACCCAAGAUUUCAAAGCUAUGAAGUUUUUCAAGUUUUAAUUUUAAUCAUCAUGAGUCCAAGCAUAAUACACUCUUUUUGCUUUUCUUUAACAUUUAUUAUUAUUAUUAUUGGAGGGGAUCUUUUCAUUUUUGAAUUCUUAUUAUUGAUAUAUGGUAUGGAAGAUUUUUAUAUUACUCUAUUCUUACGUAUAAAUUUCAUUUCAUGUGAAUUUUGGUGGGGCCUUUUUAUCUGUAUAUAUGUUUGUCGUUUUGUCUGUUCUCAAACUUAAAAAUAUGUGCUCCUGCGCCGUUCACCUCGCCGUCAGCGUUAAGGUGUGUUCCAAAAGGAUGUUCGACACUAUCAAAGGGAAGGAAUUUGAGGAAGAAGAUAACCUAAAUUGAUGAAAAUGAAAUUGGAAGCUAAGGUCACAGUUCCCUUUUCUUUCUUUUUUCCAUGUUGAAUCUCGUUAUGGUCUUUCGAGUGAAAGCUCUGUCUUUAUUUUUGUCAGAUGGAAGACUAUGUUGAAGGAGGCGCUGCACGCAGCUGAUCAUGUUGUCACUUUUAGCAUCAACUUUAGUCAUUACCAAUGCUUACAUUAUCUAGGUUUAGCAUUUAUUUUGAAGAACAUGAUCUCGUGUAUUGUUUGUGUUGUUUGAUGUAUUUCUUAACUCUUGAGUGAAUCUGAUGGGUUUUCCAUUUGCUAGACAUGGCUGGUGGGAAAAAGAGUGCUCCUACCGCAACUAAGUAACCUCGUCAUCCCCUGAAAAUCAAUGGGUUCAAGGUGUUUUGUAGUUUUUUAAUUUGGUUGGACUGAGGAAGCCCUUAUUAGGAUGAAUGGAAGCAAGAUAUUAUAUGUGGCAUGAUGCAUCUUGUAUUUGUUUUAUUGUAGAGUUGGAUGCAUGGUGGCUAGCAUGGAGGACAUUAAGGUUUCUGCUGUAGUAUGCUUGGGCUACCCAUUAAAUGUUUGAUGCUCUUUCUGAUAAUCUCAUGUCAAUCUCUUGCCUACAGAAUUAACUGAUUGCGUACUUUGUUUUUGUGUCUUUUACCAUGGGACAAGCCACUUCAGAAUGAGGCUGGUUUGACAAUUAAGUGGAUAAAAAAGUGUAAAGAUGGUUAUAAAAUGCUGAAUUGUUUUCGUUGCAACCAGGUCCACCGUGAAAGAUACUUGCAAAUGAUUUUGUUGCUGUUCAGAGUUGUAUUUCAAAUUGAAAAAAUUCUUGAGAUUACUACCCUUUACCUGUGUUUUUUAAAUGUAUACUAUCUCAGCACCUCAAAGUAGUUACUCUUUAAACAAGAGCAAUAAAGUGUACUCAUAACCCCCUCUAUCCAUAUUAUAUUGUUUCAGCA
Molecule: messenger RNA, 2797 nt
Organism: Lotus japonicus
Lineage: Eukaryota; Viridiplantae; Streptophyta; Magnoliopsida; Fabales; Fabaceae
Product: patellin-3-like
Exons: 2
Coding region: 86-1441 (451 amino acids)
Molecular function (GO): lipid binding
Source: RefSeq, a predicted model, not a curated record